Molecule: messenger RNA, 2760 nt
Organism: Fusarium subglutinans
Lineage: Eukaryota; Fungi; Ascomycota; Sordariomycetes; Hypocreales; Nectriaceae
Product: RCO3 glucose transporter
Exons: 6
Coding region: 1-2760 (919 amino acids)
Biological process (GO): carbohydrate transport; transmembrane transport
Cellular component (GO): membrane
Molecular function (GO): carbohydrate:proton symporter activity
Source: RefSeq, a predicted model, not a curated record
AUGUCUUCCAUCGUAGACAGCGUCAAGAACACCAUCGCCGAAAACUUCGGUGGUCCAGCUGAAAAGCUCGCAACCCACCAAUUCUCCCUCUCCGAAACCCCCGACCUCACCAACAAAGUCGCCGUCGUCACUGGCGGCAGCGAAGGCAUCGGUUACGGCGUAACUCACACUCUCCUCUCCCACAACAUAAGCAAGCUCUUCAUUCUCUCCAUUUCCGAAGAAGUCGUCAAUGGCGCCAAGAAAUCCGUUGCUGAAGAACUCGGCCAAGAGAAAGCUAAUCGCACAGAAUGGAUCCAGUGCGAUCUGAGCGACUGGGCUGCAGUGAAGAAAGCCGCGGAGCAGAUCAAGAAAUCUACUGAUCGCUUGGAUAUUCUUGUUAAUAAUGCUGGAAGGGGAAUCAUGACGUACCAGCUCUCAAAGUAUGGUGUUGAUCAGCACAUGGCUGUGAACCACUUCGGUCAUGUUCUUCUGACUUCCUAUUUGCUUGAGCUUUUGAAGAAGACGGCUGAUGAGCAUGGGACUGUGAGGAUUGUCAAUCUUGCUUCUAAUGCUCAUCAGGGAGCACCUAGCGAUGUUAAGUUUGAGAGCCUUGAUGAGCUGAACCAGGAUCUUGGACCGAAUCCUCAGUAUGGACGAUCAAAGCUGGCCGCUAUUCUGUAUAGUCGGUAUUUGGACCGUCAUGUCACCAUGGCCGGAAACCCCAAGAUCUUGGUAAAUGCUACUCAUCCUGGAUUUGUCAGUACCAGGCAGAGCGUUGAGCAUAUCCACGAAGCGUAUCCUCUCGCUGGCUACGCCAUGUCAAUUGGCAUGGAACCUUUUAAGAAGGAUCAAUUCCAGGGCGCCACUAGCUCAGUAUUUGCCGCGACCCUUACCGACAAGUCUGGACAGUAUAUCUGUCCUCCUGCUGUGCCAGAGUUGGGCAAUGAGCUUUCGCAGAAUGAGCAGCUUGACCAUUCGCGCGCCCCCUUCUCCGCAUUUUCCUCAUUGGUUCCCCAUGUUCUGUUUCUCUUCACUCCUGAAAAAACAAAGAUCACCAAGUUUCUCGCCCAUGGUAUCGACAUGAUGCUGCUCGGCAUGGGCUGGCAGAAGCCUGGUAACUUUGCCGGUUCGUCGAGUUGGGCUAUUACGAUUGGGCUGUUUGUUGCGUCGGGGGGUUUGUUGUUUGGCUAUGAUCUGGGCGUCAUCAACGGCAUCCUCGCCAUGUCCGUCUUCAAAGACCACUUCAGCACGAAUCAAUCCUGCAAAGACGACGAGGGCCACAUCGAUCUCUGUCCCGCAGACUCAUCGCUCAUCGUCGCCAUUCUUAGCGGUGGAGCCGUCAUCGGCGCUUUGGCAGCAGCUCCAUCUGGUGACAGCAUCGGGCGGCGUAAGACAUUGCUCGCGGCUGUCACUACAUUUUGUGUCGGGGCCAUCUUUCAAAUAUGCGCUCGAGCGACGCCGAUGUUAUUAGUCGGGAGGUUACUUGCUGGCGUUGCAGUCGGAGCUAUUUCCGUUCUCGUCCCUCUUUAUCAGUCCGAGACUGCGCCGAAAUGGAUACGCGGGACCAUCAUAUGCAUGUAUCAGUUCUCCAUCACGGUGGGGAUAUUAACCGCGACUACUAUCAACGUCGGCACAUCCAAUAUCGACAGCGAUGCAGCAUAUCGAAUCCCUCUUGGCAUACAACUCGUACCCGGCCUCAUCCUCGCGUCUGGUAUUCUUUACCUCCCCGAGACUCCUCGGUUUCUCGUCAAGAAAGAUCGAUUGCCAGAGGCAGAAUUAUCUCUAAGUCGUUUUCGCAGAUUGGAUAAGACGCAUCCCGCUCUGGUGGAUGAGCUUCAUGAGAUUAUUGCAAAUCAUCAGUAUGAACUAACACUGGGUCACGACACAUACAAAGCUCUCUUCGCAAGAAACUCCUCUCUUGGCCGCCGAACCAUGACAGGCUGUGGGCUCCAGAUGCUGCAACAACUAACUGGUAUCAACUUCGUUAUGUAUUAUGGCACCACCUUCUUUAGCAACGCCGGGGUCCACAAGCCCUUUCUCACCAACCUAGCCAUGAUCAUCAUCAACUGCGUUUGCACAGUGCCUGGUCUCAUCGUCAUCGAAUCAUGGGGAAGACGAAAGCUCCUCAUGGCUGGCGCUCUAGGCAUGGGCGUUUCUCAGUUGCUGAUAGCAGCUGUGUACUCGGCAACUGAGGAUAAGAUGGAAAAAUCUAAUGGAGGGGCCGCUAACAUAGUCCUUGUCGUCUUUUGUGCCCUCAACGUGUUUUUCUACGCAGCGUCCUGGGGACCUGUUGCGUGGGUCGUGACUUCAGAGAUCUUUCCACUAAAAGUGCGCGCAAAAGCCAUGUCUGUAUCAACGACAGCAAACUGGCUUUUGAACUUUGGAGUUGCAUACGCACCACCAUAUAUCCUCGGCAGAGGCGCAAACGCAUUCGGGCUCAAGAUCUUCUUCAUCUGGGGAUCAUGUUGUCUCCUUUCCAUUGCUUUCGUAUGGUUGAUGGUAUACGAAACUAGCAAGAUGACACUAGAGCAGAUUGACGAGAUGUACGAAAGAGUGAGUUAUGCAUGGGAGAGUCCAGGGUUCAACCCUACUUGGAGCUUUCAACAGAUGCAGAAUGCGGGAUGGGACGCGAAUGCGCAGCCAGAGCAACAGGCUGGCGAUGAACAUUCAACAUCGAAUGUCAACUCGACGGACGACGAGAGUCAUGAAACGGCGCCGAUAAGGCCGGAUAAUUCACACGGAUCGACGACUCGGAUGGUGAAUUUGGAUUUUAGUUACUAA